Molecule: messenger RNA, 420 nt
Organism: Helianthus annuus (common sunflower)
Lineage: Eukaryota; Viridiplantae; Streptophyta; Magnoliopsida; Asterales; Asteraceae
Exons: 3
Coding region: 1-420 (139 amino acids)
Source: RefSeq, a predicted model, not a curated record
AUGGCGGAUUAUUUUGUCGAAGACCCGAAGUACAACGAAGAUAUCUUUCGGCAUAGGUUCCGUAUGUCGAAACGUUUGUUUCUAAAAAUUGUGUCCGAUGUGGAAGAGAACGACCCGUGGUUUGUAGAGGCCCCCGAUGCGCGAGGUAGGAAGGGCUUUACGCCCUUGCAAAAGGUGACAUCGGCUAUUAAACAGCUCGCAACUGGAAACACUCCAGACGAGAACGAUGAGUACUUGCAUAUGGCCGAAAGAACUUCCCGCGAGUGCCUAGAAUAUUUUUGUGACACGGUUUGCAAAAUAUACGGUCCAGAGUUCUUACGUAGACCGACAAGCCACGACAUGGCACUUUUAUACCAAGCUCAUGAGGAAAAAUAUCACCUUCCAGGUUUGCGAUAUCCGAAACCGUAUAAUCCGAUCUAG